Molecule: messenger RNA, 882 nt
Organism: Paraglomus brasilianum
Lineage: Eukaryota; Fungi; Glomeromycota; Glomeromycetes; Paraglomerales; Paraglomeraceae
Source: the annotation of a GenBank genome assembly
AUGGAGAACCUCCCACGUCGUAGAAGUAAAAGACCCGCCACGGUUGCUGCACGCUCGAUCAUAGAGCGCUCUUCGGAUAACGAGGAGUCUACGUCAGAUCCGAUAGACAGCAGUCCAGCUGAGAACAUAAUUAAGGCGGUUGAAUACGCACCUAGUAAAACUACUAUCAUUGAUACCAUUACCACCGACGACGAUGUUUCUAGAUGUGUUGGAUAUAAAGCAAACAUUUAUGACACUAGUCUUGUAGUAUGUACCUGGAAUGGAUGUAAUCGCUAUUUUACGAUAUGGAAUAAGUUCGUUUACCAUCGCACAAGAGAGCAUAAUACUACGGAUCUUGCUAAAGAUAUUUGGGUAUUCGGUAAUAUUAAAAAAGGCGAGAGCAGCAAUUCAGCGUCUGGAGAAACUAGCGGGAGCGGAAAGGACGGGUUAACUGGAAAGGGAGCAACGGUAUCAUCCGAGGAUAGAGAGAGUGGUACAAUGGGCAAUGGAGGAAAGUUGGAGGAGGCUGCACCUAAAACGAAAAAAGUGAGACAGAAUACAGGACCACAGCCAGAAGUGAAUUCACAAAAUGACGCUGCAAGUGGACUUUCUCAGUCUCAGGCGAAUAAACUUGCAGCUUCUUCUGCAUCUUCCAAUUCCCAUCCGGUCUAUAGCCUUGCAUAUGAUACAGCAGAGCCACGAUAUUAUACAACUCUGAUGAUCCCACCGUAUGGAAUAGGCCCGUACGGUGAGAUACAUCCGCCGCCUCCGAGAUAUGAUGGAUAUGGCGAGAUGGCGUAUUCGGGUUUUUAUAAUGGUCCAGGAGCGGGCAAUGGGCAUAGGAGAUUUAUGGGUAGUAUGGGAAGUAUGGGAAAUCAACAACCGCCCAGGAGAGGGAGGUAG